Spea bombifrons (plains spadefoot toad) is the source of this 2522-nucleotide messenger RNA. RefSeq names its product PAT1 homolog 2 (gene PATL2). The transcript is spliced from 19 exons. NCBI's taxonomy places the organism in Eukaryota, Metazoa, Chordata, Amphibia, Anura, Pelobatidae. Gene Ontology annotation, biological process: deadenylation-dependent decapping of nuclear-transcribed mRNA; P-body assembly. Gene Ontology annotation, cellular component: P-body. The record is from RefSeq and is a predicted model, not a curated record. Bases 1 to 2208 code for a protein of 735 amino acids. Gene Ontology annotation, molecular function: RNA binding.
AUGAACCUCGGCUCGGAUAAAAUUCUGCCAGAAGAUUACUUUCUGGCAGAAGAAGGAUCUUUACUGGAAGAAAUGGCAGAGGAAGAUGAAGACAUUGAUUUAUACAAUGAGGUGACGUUUGGAUUAGACCAAGAUUCUGAAGAUGAGGUUUCAAAACCAGUGGAGCCUGAGAAGGAAAAGCCUGAACAGAGAGCUGAGGUGAAGGAUGAAGAAGGGGACUCCUCGGUCAGAUCGCCUGUCAAAGAACAAAAGGAGGAUAAAAAGUGUCGUUUUCAAGAAGUUAAAAUUGUGGUGGAAUCUCAUAAAGACGCAGAACGUUCAGUAGAAAUGCAUGAUAAUCCAGACAGAUCGCACGUGGAAGAUUCUGAUUUGGGAGACCCUGCUGUGAUGAAGGCGUAUCAUGGAAAACCAACAUUAGAGAGUGUGGACAGCGCCGUUGUGGACAGUGGAAUAGGAUCUACUUGGUGUGAAUUUGAUACAGAAUAUGAACUGACCGGGAUGGAUUCAGGACUUUGGGAGGCCUCUCCAAAAGGUUCAGCAGCACUAGCUAACCAGAUUUUGGAGGAUAAAGCAAUCCUUAGAGUUAUGGAUAAGGCUCCUUACCUUCCACCAAUGAACCUGGAUUUCCUGGACUCUCCCAUUAGAGGAUAUAUGUGUUCACCGAGACUCAAAGGCCCGGAGAUGGGUGCGAUGUCUCCUAAGCCUUAUCGGCAGCGCUUCAUGAGGCAGCAAUCUCCACUGGCAGCCCGCCCUAUGCGUCCAUCCUAUCCAUUUACCCCGCCAAGAAGGGGGCAUCCGACUUUUUCACCAAACCAGUCUCCGGGUUUUAUGUCUCAGACUCCCUUUAGACCUAUGUCUCCCAAUGUCAGCACACCAUCCCGUCCUAUGACUCCAAAAAUGGUCCGUAUGCACUUUGGCCCAAUGUCGCCCAGUCCGAGCAUGUCCCCCUUCUUCAGUCCCAUGGGUAACACACUGCAGAGGUUUAAGGUUCCAGGUCAUGUAACACAACUACAUCCUCAGCAUCGCAGAAUACUUAAUCAGCGCCAGAGAACACAAAGUUCUACACGGAAGCAGUGGGACAACAGGCCUGAUCCAUAUGCCAGUCUCAUGUCUCAGAAAGAGAAGGAAUGGGUAAUUAAACUGCAGAUGAUUCAACUGCAAAGUGAAAACCCCCAUUUGGAUGAUUAUUAUUACCAGACUUAUUAUGAGAGGUUGGAGAGAAGGCUGGCUGAGGAAGAGCUUUUGGGGGAACGGAAAAAACGGGAACCCACUAAACUAGUUACUCCUUAUAUACAAAAGGCAGAAACCUAUGAAUCCGUGGUCCACAUUGAAGGUUCCUUGGGACAGGUGGCAGUCUCUACCUGUUACAGCCCCCGAAGAGCAAUUGAUGCUGUCUCAUUUGUUACACCAGAUGAAGAUAUCAAAGCUCUUGGUUACCAGAAGUUGCGGGUUCUCAGACAUGUAGAGAAGUUGUUUGUAAUGUUGCUAGAGAUUGAAGAAAUGGAGAGGAAAAUGCGCCACGUGUCUGGGGAGCAACAUGACCGCUUCCAGCAAAAACUGGACUACAAAGUGCAGAGACUGUACGGCUCCCUAAAGGUCACGGCCUGCAAUCGUGAAGCUGAAACCGAGAACAAGUUCUUGCAGUUGUUAGAAGUGGGGAAAGGCAAGAAGUUAUUGGUGCGCCUGUUUCCAUUCCUGCACAGCGAGCAGGCAGGAGAAGUCCUCCUCGUGGUGGUCCAUCAUUUGUCGUUCCUCAUUAAAAAUGAUGCAGCAGAAAAGUCUCUCCCCAUUUUGUAUGGGCCUCUGACGGGUAUAAUUAAUAGGCUUACGUUCACCGAGCUUAUCGGAGUCAUCCAAGAACUUACCCGACCUUUACCGGACACUCAUGAGAUGCCUCUUACUGUGGCGUUUCAAAACCAGUUCGGAAUAUCCCUGUUAUACUCUUUAUUAAGCCAAGGAGAGCGUCUCCUGUCCUCUGACACGCCAAUGGAACCGUGCAUUGGUGACUUUGAAAAAUGGACAGACACGGUGUUCCUGGUUGCAAAAGAGUUAUCCCAUGUUUCAAAGUCCUCUAUGGUGGAACCACUUUUCUUGCCCAGCAAUUUGCUCUCCCUAUUCUGUCGUUAUCUGGACAAACAGACUAUUCAUAAGCUUGAGGACAAAAUGGAAUGUCCUACAGCGCCCCCAUACACAUCGGUACCUUCGUGAAACAAGGAGAAAUCCAACUUAUUACUUCACUUGCCAUAGGUCUAUGAUGAGUGGAAUUUCCAUUGUCGGAAUUUAAAUAUUUAAUCCUGUUUUAAAGGAAAUUUUGGUUGCAUUAUCUGUUCGGGCGUGGUCAUGGCGUUCAAAUUUUGAUGAACAUGUGCCGCAAAUCUGAACGGUAUAUCGACUUUUUUUUGUUUUGUUUUUUGAAUAUUUGAAUUAAUAUGAUGUAAAAUGGGGGAAGAAAAUUAUGAAUGUAAGUUAUUUUGGUUUGUGUGAAUUAUUUGCACAUUUGCCAUGUACAGCACUUGCAAAAU